Molecule: messenger RNA, 6504 nt
Organism: Physella acuta
Lineage: Eukaryota; Metazoa; Mollusca; Gastropoda; Physidae
Product: serine/threonine-protein kinase MARK2-like
Biological process (GO): intracellular signal transduction; protein phosphorylation
Cellular component (GO): cytoplasm
Molecular function (GO): ATP binding; protein serine/threonine kinase activity
Source: RefSeq, a predicted model, not a curated record
CUUGUGUUCUGUGAAAAGGCAUAUACACUUCUGACGUCGCUUUUAAAAUUACUGAGAUACUAACACGAAAGUAAAACAAAAAAUCCACGUCAAUUUAAUGGUUAUGAUAAAAGUAAAUAUGUGAACAGUUAUUAAUUAUAAGGAUUUUUACAAUUUUUGUUGCCCUCUGGGUGUGUUCGAACUCUGGAACAACUUUCUCGUUGACAGUGAAUUGAAGGUUUAUUUGUUCGAACUUUGGAGUGAUUUUGUUUGUAUGCUGUGACAAUAAGUUUGGACUUUAGAGAUGAGGACAUUGGGAUCUCAUUGGUGUCCACCCCCAUUCAACGCUAGACUGUGUCUGUGUAAUCGCCAUCAGCUGUGGGCAGAGAUUCACAUGGAGAUAGAGAGGUGAUCAAGGCUACAGUCACGUGAUCACACACCGUUUGACGUCAUCAAGUCGACUGUCUGUUCCCGAGCUGACCUAUCCUCAUCGAAUCUGCCGAUCGAUUCUUUAAAUAUUGGUUUCAAUCACGAACACAGUGGUGAGCAGUGAAUAACUAAUUCGCCAUCAGAAAUCUAGGGGAACUGUGUGUACUGAGAACUCAAUUUGUCAGCAAUUAUCAGAAAUCUGAUUAUAAUCUGUGAUUAUAAAAGCUAGGAGGUUAUAGACAUAAUCUGUCUAUCGUUAGAACAACGCGAAGUCCACUUUUGUUCUAGAACUUAAGAACAUCUAGUGUAUUUUCUCAUAACUUGACAAUUUUUCUAUUUCAACACGGGGAGUGUUGGUUGAAUUGUGGUGAUAAAUUUGUUGUUACCUCGGCUGAAUGGUGUGUUGAGACAGACGGGAGUCACGUGGUAUCAUGAAGUCUACCGACGGGAAGACGAGCCAGGUCAAUCACCUACCGGAGGCUGUCACAUUGGUAAAAAAAGAAACGAUCAAGUCCUUCGCUCACACCAAGCGUGUCGGCAACUACUUGCUCGGUCGUACCCUCGGGGUGGGGAGCUUCGCCAAGGUCAAGGAAGGUCUUCAUCUCACCACAGGUGAAAAGGUAGCCAUCAAAGUUAUCGACAAAAAGAGAGCCAAGACCGAUAACUAUGUUCGGAAAAACUUGCGCCGUGAAGGGAAGCUACUCCAGCUUAUUCGUCACCCUAAUGUUGUGUCCCUGUACGAGGUGAUGGAGACAGACAACUCUUACUAUUUGGUGACAGAGUUAUGCCGGGGCGGCGAUUUGAUGGAGUAUAUCACGGCCAAGAAACGACUGCCAGAGUCGGAAGUGUCCAAGUUCAUCCGUCAGAUUGUCUCAGCUGUGGAUUAUCUGCAUCGGCUGGGGAUUAUCCACAGAGAUUUGAAAAUUGAGAAUCUGUUGCUGGAUGCAAAUAAAGACAUCAAAUUGAUUGAUUUCGGCCUGAGCAACUUUAUCCGUGUGGCCAACUCACCAGACGGGACUAGGGCUCAGGAGUUCUGUGUCACCCAGUGUGGGAGCCCAGCGUAUGCGGCUCCUGAGCUGCUCAACCACGAGAAAUAUGGGCUGCAGGUGGAUCUGUGGAGCAUAGGCGUCAACAUGUACGCCAUGUUGACCGGCGGGCUCCCCUUCACCGUGGAGCCCUUUAACAUCAAAGCCCUGUACGCCAAGAUGAGGGACCGGCAGAUGAACCCUGUACCAGACGACUUAACCCGAGACUGUAAAGACCUGCUCCGCAAGUUUUUGAACCCUGACCCAGCAAGACGUAUCACCAUAACGGAAGCCUUGAGUCACCCCUGGCUAGCUACAGGCAACAAACCCUUACCACGCCACCCCUGCCCCAACAAGAUGAGAACGUCAGACCUGGAUGCCGACAUCUUAAGUCACAUGUCCGAGAACCUGGGCUUUCGUAUGGGCGAGGUCAUCAAGUUCGUCACCUGCAAUACCCCCAGUCCAGCUUGCGCCACCUAUCACCUGUACCUAAGCCGAGUUAGCAGAUACAACCUGGAGCAAAGGUCAUCAGGACAGAUGACCCCUGCGGGGAACAGAAAGACAGGGGAGGAUACUCGAAUAACUCUACAUCUCCAGGAUAUGCGAGCUAAAACGGAGAUGAAAAAUAACAAAGAACAUCCACCCCACACCUCUACAUCAGGGGUCAUCUCCCCCACCCCCAGGCUCCAAUCCCGAGGGUUGACGUCGGUGACCACCGAGGGUACCGACACCACCUACAACAGCAAGAAAGAUUCGGGGAUCAGCACGGACGCCUCCAACAUUGAUUCCAGUGACCGCAAGGAGAACCGCAACCCGCUGACCAGGUACGACUCAAUCGACCUCAACACGGACAAGCUCCUCCCCGACUCACCCACCCACUCCGACGUCUCCAGCUCCAGCCUCAAAGACAUCACGGCCAACUCACCCACGUUACGUCAUUUCUCAAAACGUGCUCUGCACGAGCCGACCGUUACCGUCUCCACCACCGUUGGCGUGGUUUCCGCUCGCCAAAACCAACACAUCGACAUCGGGCGAGAGUUGAUUGACAAGCUGACCACGCCCUCCAAGGGAAAGGUGGUCGGUUUCGGGAAUUCCCGCGACGAGAGAUGUAACCACGCGCAAGGGGAAACGAACGCGUUGCGUAAAUCUGUGCCCUCGCCCACGCGGAAUGUUUCGCACCCAAUGACGCGUCAAUCCCACGCGGAAGAAAACUCAGAGGCGCUGGUGAACAAAGAGAGGCAAUCCAUCUACAAUAAAUACAAACUUCACAUGAAAGUCAACACCGUGGAUAAACCCAGCAACAACCAAAUCGGCGACGAAAACAACAAUCUCGUGACCGGAAACCAACCGGCUCAAAUCCGGCGCUACAUCCAAAACAACAAACUGCUCAUCCGCCGAGGCAUGGUGAAAACGGAUUUGAACUCCGCGAACAAACCGCACGACAACAACGUGUACAUCGUCAACGCUGACCCCUACCCUCAACCAAGCCCUUCGAUCAACCGGAUUAUCCCAAAACAGCUAAUCCCAUUCAGGAGCGCGCAGGAUAGACCUCGUCUCUCAGAGAUCCACCCUCUCCACGAUUUAAAACAAUACCAAAAAGCGAAAACAUCCGAAUCCAUGUCCCUGCACGGGAAAAACGUCUUAAACACCUACGCCGGCGAUUCCAGCCCGGCUUCCAAAAGACCGGUCUCGCCGCCUCAGAAACCGGCAGUCGUCCGGCGGAAGUUGGCCAAGCGUCAUCGGAUCGGGGAGCUGACCCCGCCCGGAAGUCACGUGAUUCAAGACCCCGACCCCAUCUUGAAUACUGACCUACUCAUCACGGAUAUCCUGGAUAUGAAGAUUUGCACAGAAGGGAUGAGCUGCGAUCGGAAAUCUCCGUUACCUUCUAUAUCUCCACAGCACUCUCACAGAUAGUUCAGCCAGAUUGGUAUAUCUAUCUUACAAGUAAACGAUAUCCUUGACAUGUACAGUGUAAUACCCAAAACUUCAUUCGCCUGAUGAACAGUUUUACCGAAGACAGUAAAAAAUUAAGUCUUACGGUGAUUGCGAACUGUUAUAUUCGCGAUCGAUGCAAAUUCUUACCAGAUGAAAGAAAAAAAAACAACUUAAGUCUUACAGUAAUUGCAUGAAAAGACGGUGAUAUGACCUAAGCUGUAUGCGAAUUAUGUUCAUAUGAUAUCUUUUUACCGUCAAUAUUCCCAUUAGUUCAUUACCCACCCAUCACCUCAUCACAUAAAAAUGUACGUUAUCAAAGUUUAUACAAAAUGUGGAAUGUUUACAAAAAGCAUUCGACAAUUAUUUAUUCGAAGCAAAAAUAACAAAACAAAUUGACUCGUUUUUAAUAAGUAAUGCUUUUAUAUUAUAAAAAUGUUUUGAUAUUAUUAUAUAAUUGGAACAGAAUAACAAUGAAACACAAAUAUAAUGACGUUCUAGUAUUCUAAGGUACAUGAACGUGUAUCCUAAAAAAGUCGAAUGCAUUUUUUGUAUCAGUAUUCGUAAGCUAGGACAUUAUAAAUGAACUGAUCAUGAUCACAAAAUUAAUGAACGUGCCUUGUGGAUUAGAUAAUUGUAUUACUUCUUUUUAUUGUUUUGUUAUCUAACAUUUGAAUAUUUGGAGGUUUAAAAAUACCGAUAAGAUUGUAGGAAAUUUUCGAACUUACAUUCUACGUCGUUGUAUUUUUAUAACACGAUAUUAUUAUGUAUAUAUAAAAAAACUACUCAGCCUUUAUAUUUGUAGUUGUGUAGUAAUACGAGCAGUUUCAAGAUGCUGCGUUUCGAAACAUGACAUGGCAUUUCAUAGGUGAAGUAGAUUUCACCAGUUGAUGGUAGGGAGACUUAAGCCUCGGUGAAGCGUUGUUACCUUCUAUAUUUAGAUGUAGGAAUGAUACUUAGCAUGUCCUGGUAGCGACGCUACUAUUAGCAAUUUGCUAGCUAUUUAUAGUAGCUAUUGCUAGAGCACUGUGGAAAAAAAAAUGUUGAGAAAUUAAAUUAAGCUUCUCCACAUUACUACUAUACUCAUGAUAUUUUUGCAAAACUUAUUUUUAAUUUAGAUUGGUUAAAACGUUUUACCAAUACGGAUUAAAAUAUCUCCAAUGACUUAUUCUCUUAUGUUAGAUAACAAGAAUAAUAAAUUCCUAAUGUUAAAUUGAUGUAAAUAAUACAAACAUUAUGAGAUUUAAUUAUAUUCUGUCGUCAGCAUUCACAUUUAGCUUAUCAAUAAUCACAUUACCUCAUUGUUAUUUAAUGUAUACCUUCAUAUAUAGACAAAAAAAUCCUUCACUUAGUUGUUGGGUAAAUUACGUUCAAAAUAUCAGUAUUGGAUGGAGCGAAUACGUGAAUUCGCCAAUACUCGUUUUGGUGUAGAAAGUAUACCGUUUUAUUGACUUGUACAUUGAUCCUGACACAAAGGUAUGUGUAACUAUUUUAUAUCACUUGAGACUGUUUCACAUUCAGCAUUCACUUUUAUACCGCGUUGUACAGUAUUUAUUUCUUUGUAAAUAUUAGCUGUCGAAUUGUUACUAGAUCGAGAUAUUGAAUUUGUUUUUCAUUAACUCAACGUGUACAUUAGAACACAUGGAGGUUCAUUGUGAGGUUUAAAAGAUUUUGUACUUCGACUUUGUUAUGUGUAUUCGAUAUUCUUUCAAUCUACGGAUAAACGAUCGUGUACAUUAAAGACACAAUACAGACCUAAAUAUAAUCCUAGAUUUGUUUUUGACUAAAACUCUAGUCUAUUCAUUAGCCUAGUUUUUACCCUUGAUACUAACCAUAAUAGAGAUACCGUACAAUUUAAAUAACUAGAUGAGUGUUAAAAAUAAUACACAAUAUGUAACUCAAAAUGUACAUACUGAAACAAAAAUUGUAAUUUUCUAUUUAAAUAAAAAUGAAAUAGUAGGCUAUUGUAUAAGUUUUCUAGAUAAUUAGUUUAUGAAAUACAUAGUCCUCUCAUUUAAUUUUUUUUUUAUUUAUAUGCGAUGCUGUGAAAAUGCAAAAAAUAAUAUAUAGGGCCUACAUUGUAAUGUAUUACCAUGUCUGUUAUUAAAUUUAGCUCUCGUAACCCGCAUUGUGAUAUGUGAAUUGAUGACAUGUGAUAUGUGAAUUGAUGACUUCAGUAAGUGUGAUAUGUGAAUUAAUUAUAUCCGUGGCAUUUGGUAUAUGAAUAAAUGACUAUAGUUAUAUGUGAUGUGUAAAUUAAUGAUAACAUUGGCGUGUGAUAUGUGAAAACAAAAUAAUGAAGAAAAAUGUGAUAUGUGAGAGUUAAAUAAUUGAUAAAUAUGUGAUGGUGACAUAAUGAACGAAGAGAUGUAUGUGACACGUGAAAUAACGAAACGGUUUAUGUUAAUGUGAUGUGUGAAUGAAAAACCAAAUGACUAGUUAAUGCAAAUAGCACGAUGCAAAAUAUAGCAUUUAGUAUUUUUAUAUCCUCCUUUCGUUUUAUUUACAUGUGAUAUUAUUGGAUUACUUCAUUGGUCGAUAUCUGGAUUGUUGAUAAAACAGAAUAUACCAUUGGUUAAAAAUAUUAAAUAUGUGCUGGGUGAUUCUAUUGGUUAGAACUUAAAAUUCCAUGUAUUAGGUUAUUUUUAACUUUUAAAAUGUUCGGAUUUUGUGCAUUUUUUUUUUUUACAUUUGUUUUAAGUUAAUCAGUCAAUGAGUGAAUGUAAUUUGUAAAUACAAAAAAGUAUGUGAGUUGUGCCAUCUUAGAGAACUGCGUAUAUGUGUGACAUGUAAAAAAAAGAGUAAAGAUUUCCUCUUUAAAACUAGCGAUCUGUUGGGCAUAUCGAGUAGAGCUCAUCUGUUUCAUGUGUAUCACAUCUUAUAUGUGAAGCGUUUGUAGUGUUUAAAUCAGUAGCAUGUCUACAUGUCUAACACAACACAACACAUUUUUUUACUUGUUGACGACUAAAUGAGAGUUUUGUUGGUUACAUCUAUUUAAAAGACAAAAAAAAAAUAUACCGCAGAAUGAAAAGCAAACAUUGGUUGUUUGUUAAAAAAUAAUUUAAGUUUUCUACCUAUCUUUUUUACCUUGUAAUUUUUUUUUUAUUUUCACAAAUGUUCCUUAAUUGUUUUUAUAUAU